AUGUCUCGUCUCGCCCUCAUCGCGACCAUCAUCUCCACCCUCACCAGCGCCGCCUUCGCCGUAGUAUGCACCCAAGCCGAAACCUACUGCGGCUCCCGCCUCCUCAAACUCGAUACAAACAACCGUAAGGCGAUUGAGGGCGCCCUGACAUCGGGCAGGCAGUCCAUCGACGACACGCACGUCAAUCAGUCCGUCUUCUGGUGCGCGCCGGCAGGCGUCCCCGUGCCGGGCGACUCGGGUCUCCUCUUUGUGACUUACUGCGGCCCCGAGAACGUCUGCCAGGAAGGCGGAGCGCUCGGGGGCGUUGGGGAUGCUUGCGCGGCGUCUACGGGUGGUGGGCUUAACCAUCGGCGCCAUCACCAUCGCCAUUGA
Colletotrichum costaricense is the source of this 372-nucleotide messenger RNA. RefSeq lists its product as uncharacterized. Bases 1 to 372 code for a protein of 123 amino acids. The record is from RefSeq and is a predicted model, not a curated record. The transcript is spliced from 2 exons. Lineage: Eukaryota; Fungi; Ascomycota; Sordariomycetes; Glomerellales; Glomerellaceae.